Molecule: messenger RNA, 5242 nt
Organism: Alligator mississippiensis (American alligator)
Lineage: Eukaryota; Metazoa; Chordata; Crocodylia; Alligatoridae
Product: zinc finger protein 570
Exons: 9
Coding region: 44-2488 (814 amino acids)
Biological process (GO): regulation of transcription by RNA polymerase II
Molecular function (GO): DNA-binding transcription factor activity, RNA polymerase II-specific; RNA polymerase II cis-regulatory region sequence-specific DNA binding
Source: RefSeq, a predicted model, not a curated record
AGGGGAAGCUUCCGCGUCCGCCCUGGUGGAGGACCGCGACUCUAUGGUCCCCGCGGGGCUGGGGCUGGGGCUGGGCAGCGGCGGGAGGCGGCCCCGGGACCGGACGCGGCGGAGGCGCCUGCAGGAGCGCGGGCAGAGCGAGAGCCCAGGCCCCGGGGGCUGCGGCGAGGCGGCUCCCGAGGGGACGAUGGCGGCUGCGCUGGAGCCGGUGGCAGCCGCGCGCCUCCCCCGCGCCGCCCCGGGGCCCAUGGAGGGGCAGGAGCCGGGGCGGCUCCCGGCAGGAGUCCUUCAGCUGGUGCAGGCUGGCACGGGCGGGGCGUCCCCAGCCUGGCCGGCCCCACGGCCAGUCAAGCUGCAGCUGCGGGAGGAGCCGGUGCAGCGCUGGGAGAUCCAGGGGCAGGAGGUGAAGCAGGCCACGCAGCCCCCUUCUCUGCCCGAGCUGCCCUCGGAGACCCCCCCGCCGGCACCGGGGCACGACCUCCCCGCCCCGCACGCCUGGCGCCAGCGCUUCCGGGGCCUCCGCUACCGGGAGGCCGCGGGGCCGCGGGAGGUGUGCGGCCGGCUGCGGGAGCUGGCCCAGCGCUGGCUGGAGCCCCAGCGCCGCAGCAAGGAGCAGAUGCUGGAGCUGGUGGUGCUGGAGCAGUUCCUGGCCAUCCUGCCCCGGGAGACGCGGAGCUGGGAGUGGGGGCGCGGCGUGGAGACCUGCGCCCAGGCCGUGGCCCUGGCCGAGGGGGUUCAGCUGGGGCAGGAGGAGGACGAGACGCUCCAGGUCACAGUGAGUAUGAAGGUCGAGGAGGUGUCUUCAGAUGAGAUGCAGCUCAUGGGGGCGCUGCAGGACCCUGAUGAUUGCUGGCUGGAGGAGCCAAAGGCCCAGGCUGUGGAAGUGUUCCUGGAGGAAGCAGGAGAGAGGGAAACUCUGGGGCCUCCGGACGAGCCACGUUGUGUCCCCAAAGAAGAGCCCCUGCCUGACCAGAAGUCAGAUUCGCCCAAUGCUGAGGAGACCUGGGAGUGGUCAACAGAUGAAAGCUGCUCAGGCUGGUGCCCUGGAGGAGGCCCUUCCCCAGGAGCAGGUGCCGGGACCCUGAUUAAAGCUGAUCAGCAGCCUCCUGGGGAAGGGCCUGUAAACUUGGAGAUGCAGAGGACAUCCCCAGGGAGACUGGGAGAGAGAGGCUCCUUGAUACCAGAGCUGGGCCAAGUGCAGAAGGGGCUGGUCAGGCCUCCAAAGCAGGAGGAGAGCUUGGAGCUCCAGCAGGUGUUUGAGGACGUGGCCAUGUAUUUCACCCAGAAGGAGUGGGAGCUGCUGGAAGAUGACGACAAGGUGCUUUACCGGGACCAGAUGCUGAGGAAUUAUCAAGCCCUUGUUUCCCUAGGAUAUCAAGGUCCCACCCCUGACUUAAUCUGCCGCAUCCAGCGAGGAGAGGUGGAGCUCUGGGUCUGUGAGGACGAGGACCAGGAGAAAAUCUUAAAGUUGGAGGACCUGUCUCCAGAUUCCUGUGACAUGGAGGCCACCUGGGAAUUGUCAGCAGAGGCUAGCUUCAUGGUUUCAUUCCCUGCACCAGACCUUUCCCUGAAAGCAGGAGGUACCUGGCUGCUGAGCAGAGCUGAGGAGCAGGCUCCUGAGGAAGGGCCUGUAAACCUGGAGCCAACACAGACUUCCCUAGGGGGGUUGGGUGAGAUGGACUCCCUGAGACCUGAGAGGGACCUGUGGCACAGGAGUCAGGGGAGGCCCCAAAAGCAGAAGAAUAUAGCAGUGAACCAGGUACCAUCACCAGUUGGUCGUGAGAUGUAUAUGGAGAGUGGGGAGCAGUCACACCACUGCACCAAGUGUGGGAAGAGCUUCAGCCAGCCCUCCAACCUGGCCAGGCACCGGUGUGUGCACACAAGGGAGAAUCCAUGUCAGUACUCUGAGAAUGGUAACAGUUUCCACCACUUCUUCAUUCUAGCCAAAAGCCAGCAAAUCCACUCAAGGGAGAAGUCACAUCCAUGCCCUUAUUGUGGGAAGAGCUUUAGCCGGCGUUACCACCUGGCCCGGCACCAGCUAAUCCACACAGGGGAGAAGCCAUAUCAGUGUUCUUUGUGUGGGAAGAGCUUCACCAGCUCCUCCCACCUGGCUGAGCACCAGCUCAUGCACACAGGGCAGAAGCCACAUCACUGCACUGUGUGUGGGAAGAGCUUCAUCCGUCGCUCUCGCUUGGUCGAGCACCAGCUCAUCCACACAGGGGAGAGGCCUCAUCAAUGCUCUGAGUGUGGGAAGAGCUUCAUCCGCUCCUCCCAACUGGCCAAGCACCAGCUCAUCCACACAGGGGAGAAGCCGCAUCAGUGCUCUGAGUGUGGAAAGAGCUUCAACCGCUCCUCCAACCUGGCACAGCACAAGCUUAUCCACACAGGGGCAAAGCCACAUCAGUGUUCUGAGUGUGGGAAGAGCUUCACCUGCUCCUCCUACCUGGUAAAGCACCAGCGCAUCCACAGAGGGGAGAAGCCACACUAGUGCCCUGCGUGUGGGGAAAAGAUUCAGGCACUCCUUCAGCCUGGCCUACCACCAGCUCAUCCACCAAUGGAAGAACCCACAUCAGUGUUCAGAAUCUGGGAAGAGCUUCACUCAGUCCUCCAGCUGGGCCCAGCACCGGUGCAUCCACAGAUGGGAGCAUCCACAAUUUUGAUGGCAGUGAAGGGGGAGGGCUUGGGGAUGUCUGCCUGUUUUGUGUUGGCACUGGAUUUAUGACCCAGUUACUUUGUUCCAGACUGACCCAAACCCUUAGAACAACCACAGCCUUUCCAUUCAAUAAUAGGCAAAUGUUAUCGAUGCAUAGUAAUAGCAUGCAGGGAAGGCAAACAAUUCUAUAUCUACCAGUCCUAGGGCUAUCAUGGAGGGAAGGUAUAUCUUGCCAGUACAUGAGCUUCACCCUGAGAUUCUUUAUUGAAUGUCAGAUGGGAGCAGCCUGGAGGUUGAGGGCCAAGGCCCACCCUCCCCCAGUGGGGUGGGUGAGAUAGGUUGGUGGCCUUAGGUUCCCCUCUAAGGGACCAUUUGCUGCUCUGAAAUCCCUCCUUUUGUGUCCUGAUGACUUUACAUUCCUGAGCAGCAUUGAUUGGUUUUCCUGUGGUUGUCAUACUGUCCACGUUCUGUCCUGUCAGCAUAUUCCUUUGUUUCAACAAACCUAUCACAAGCACACAUCUUAAUUUGGUUAUUUACCAGGGCUCUGCAGUUGGGCACUGUGACCUAAUGCCAACUUAUUUCAUGUUGUGGAACAGUGUGGUACAUGUCUUCAGUUUCCCACCCUGUGUGUCUACUGGCUUCAGACACAAUGGGCCUUGAAGGAAACUGUCACAAACAGGCUUUUAGAAAACAGUUAACACUUGCGAUUGCCCUGGACCAUUGUUCUAAUGCAAAUCUACUUUACCUGCAAGCCAUUUUCCAAAACCUCUAAAUACCAUUUUCUAACCAUCACUCAGCAUCCACCAGUGACUGCAUUUAGGCAAGCAGCCUCAUGCUGUUGGACUGCGGGAAGAGUUCACCCAGUCUUUGGCCCUUGUAGGGCACAGCAGAACUGAAAGGAUCCAAGGACUGGCUCCCAUGGUUUGGUUGGAAGGGCAGGGGGGAGCAGGAUGCUAAGAGGAAACACCUCAAAAAGAGACUAGCCUAGAUGUUGGGGGAACCUGUGAAGAGAUGAUCUUUGUAUCGGCCUUGGAGCCUGUGCAUUCCCCAUCGUUCCCUACAAGCAGUCAGUGCUCCCAGGGGGAGAAGACAUACCUGCACAAUAAGGUGCCCUCCCAAGACAGCUGGAUCCAAAUGACACCCAGAGAUUGUCAUUCACCACCUUCUAGCUUUGUCCUCCCCCCUGGUCCCAGGGUUCUGGUAUGUGAGGCUCUUGAGUUGCAAAAAGGAGGACAUUUAUGGCUGGGGAAGGAUUCCCUGCCCUCCACCCUGACCUCAUCUCUCCUCCCCACCACAUAACUCCUCUCCCAGACCUGCACAUGCCCAUCAGGGUCUGCAAGGACCUGCUACUGCCCCUCUGCCUCCUCCAGCUCAGCUUGACAGGUUUUGUUUCUCAUUCUUUCCAAAUCUCUUUGCCACUGGGUACGUGCUGCUCCCUCUGUCCUCCUUCACUUCAGUGUACUCUUGAUAAUGCAGUCUGUGUUACUAAAGCGCCAGAACUGUGGUUGGUUUCUGUGUCAUCUCCAAAGCUGUGCAAUGGGACUAGACCAGGGCCCAGAACCCUUUCCAGGGCAGAUCUCUCUGACUUCCCAACCCCAUCUCUUUCUAGAGCGUUCACCAUAAUCUGGGGCUGGUUACUAACCCUCAGGAACAGGAGUUGGUCACACCUGAGGCAUUACUCCCAUGUCCUGCUGCGCAGGUGGGACCUUGCCCUUUUGAAGGAACAUCUGGCCAGGGGGCAGAAGUCCCUUUUCUGGGUGAGAUGGGGUAGCAGGGGUGAAGGAGGUUCAACCUGUGGCAGGUGCUGCUCCUGUGGAAGGGUGGGGAAAGUAUCUUCUGGCAUCUUCUGGCGUAGGCCACUGGGGGGGUGUUCCCCAGCAGCCAGUCACCAAACCCCAAAUCACCAGUAGUGAAACCAGAAGUGCACUUCUGCCGGCACUUCUGGUUUCGUGCCUGGUGUUUCCAGGGGGUGCACGACCAAUCUCAAGGGCUGCGUGUGCACCCCCUACAUGUUGCCAGUGUGUGCUGGGUGAAAUGCAGCCUUUUGUAAUCUCCCAUUUUGAAUACAGGCAGUCCUCCGACUUACAACACAAUUGGUUCCCGAAAAAUGCGUCGUAAGUCGAAAUGUUGCAACUUGGAACCAAUUUUCUCAUAAGAAGCAGUAUUAAAAAUGAGGGAUUGGUUCCUGAACCAAGGCCCAAUACCCUAUUUUCCCCCAAAAUACCCCAGAAUUUUGUACUGAAUCAAUUAUAAAUGAGUAAUAUAGCUACAUUCAUCUAUUUGUAUUGUAAAUAGCAAUCAUAUUGAUUUGGAAGGACUUCUUUGAGGUGACUUUGCUGGACUUUUUGAAGGGCUCUUGGCUGGAGUCUUGACUGCAGGUUUGUCUCGUGUCUUGUCUGCUUUCUUAAAGUGUCCAAGGAGGUUUGGACAGACGUUCUCCAUUGGGUGACGCAGCAAAGUUGUUCGCUGCCGUCGCUUGAUGUCAGAUCAAGCGUUGUAAAGUUGAAACUGACGUCAGAAAGUUGAAAUGGUGUCAAUUUAGAAAAGUUGUAAGUGCGAAAUGUUGUAACUCAAAACCUUUUAAGUCAA